This is a messenger RNA of Cinara cedri, 499 nucleotides long. Lineage: Eukaryota; Metazoa; Arthropoda; Insecta; Hemiptera; Aphididae. The record is from the annotation of a GenBank genome assembly.
AUGCGCACUCAGAAUCCACGAUUGGAAGUGUACGAGAGGCGAAAAUCCGGUGCCGUGUCUAGCGAAAUCGGAUACCCGGUGUCAGAAAAACUUAACAACAUUGAUAUCAAAAAAAAAAGUCACCGUAAUAAUCUUUUAAGUACGCUAAACCCGUCCAUCGGCGUUUGAUAUUUUUAAUUACAAAACCAAUACCCGUUCGUCUCUGGUGCCUCCGCGGCCAAAGGGUCCGGCGCGCGUGCACCUUUCGCACCAUCCUACCCCCCCUUUUUCAUAUUCAGGCGUGGCUCUGAAGCCAAAGUUUCAUCGAGAAAAUCGUAUUAACCUGAAAUACAGUUCAAGUGUCUCAGGAGUGGUCUUUUCGGACCGGAAGGAGGUGGCGGCGAAUAGGCAAUACUGGAAGAAGUUUCGUUUCAACGGCCGUGAAAAUAAAAGUGAUGUAUGUACACUUCUCAGGACCACUACGGUCGUUGUACAUGUUCCAAUGAUGGCUUCUCGAUGA